Messenger RNA from Phytophthora sojae, 573 nucleotides. RefSeq lists its product as hypothetical. The transcript has a single exon. The coding region runs from base 1 to 573 and encodes 190 amino acids. NCBI's taxonomy places the organism in Eukaryota, Oomycota, Peronosporomycetes, Peronosporales, Peronosporaceae. The record is from RefSeq and is a predicted model, not a curated record.
AUGGUAUCUCCAGAUUCCACGACACACAAGUUCAGAUUUCGUUUUGGAAAUCGCCUUACUCGAAAACCGUCGAAACGAAAGGGCUCUGUUUCUCGAAGACUUCUAACAUUGCUGCACCCGGACACCGUCAUUUCGACCAACACGCUACGAGCUAUUCUGUCGAAAAGCGUCACCGAAGAAGUCGUGUGGGAGGCGCUGCAGACUCUUUUCCACUCCGAGUACCUUCUGAUGUCCAUGUACAUCAGGUGCAUGCUACCAAUGCUCUAUUCAGGGUAUCUAUCGUUACUGUUUCUUCUACCAGUGAAAGCGUACUACCCACAAACGGUAGAAUUGACCCCAGAGAGGCUGGGCGAAAUUGUGGGGCACAUCACGGUUUUUGGUGCUGUCGAGUUCGUUGGAUUCGCGGGGCUUAUCCUGGUACUACGACGGAAGUUCGGCAUCUCGCCUCUGUUCCAACUCGCGUUUGUGCUGGAGACGCAAGCACGCACUGUACAGGGACACUUGUUUGUGUGGACCAUCUUCAUUCUGCAUUUACCAUUAUUCCACUACGGUAAGUACACAAGGCCAGACUGA